AUGCGGCAUCUCGAGCAACCUCGACAGGACAGAGAAUCGCUUGGUGAUGUCUCACAUGCGCGAGAGGAGCAGCACCGACGUGAGGAGGAGGAGGAGGAGGAGGAGGAGGAGGAGGAGGAGGAGGAGGAGGAGGAGGAGGAGGAGGAGGAGGAGGAGGAGGAGGAGGUGCAGGCCGAGUGCGUCAGGGAGGUCAGCGUGGCAACUGGGCUGGAGAUGUUGUAUGCAGAGACCCCCUGCUACCGUGGGGCUGUGGCCCUGGCUGAUCGCCUCGUAGAGCCGAAAAAUACGCUCAAGCACGUCUGGAGGGUGCCAGACUUCGAAGCGCAGGAGCCCUCUUCUGCUAGUGCAGAUGAAGGUGAGGGCGUGGCCGAGGCAGACUAG
Messenger RNA from Closterium sp. Naga37s-1, 381 nucleotides. NCBI's taxonomy places the organism in Eukaryota, Viridiplantae, Streptophyta, Zygnematophyceae, Desmidiales, Closteriaceae. The record is from the annotation of a GenBank genome assembly.